GACGACGUAAAAGCGUAGGAUGUAGCACAGUUCGUGGCUAGCGAGCUGCUAGUAACGGUAGGACGUCCGAAAAUAUAUAGGCGCCGCGAUUAAGAUUUGUUUCGCUACAUGACCAAGGAGUGCCUCUUUACCAGACAGGUUGUUUUUCACCAGAUGUGAUGCAUCUGCAAUACAUCACAAGCUGAAUGGAAGCAUUCAAAGCCUUUCAUGAGUGAGGAGGUUGUGCGUCCGAGUGAUGUACUAUGGGGUAUGACGUUACGAGGUUUCAAGGGGAGGUGGAUGAGGACUUGCUGUGCCCCAUUUGUAGUGGAGUGUUGGAAGAGCCAGUGCAGGCUCCACACUGCGAGCAUGCCUUCUGCAACGCCUGUAUAACACAGUGGUUUGCCCAGCAGCAGAUUUGUCCUGUUGACCGCACAGUGGUGACGUUAGCGCACCUCCGGCCUGUGCCUCGCAUCAUGCGCAACAUGCUGUCCAAACUCCAAAUCAGCUGUGACAAUGCAAGCUUUGGCUGUACGGCCACGCUGAGACUGGACCAGCUGCAGUCACACCUCAAAGACUGUGAGCACAACCCCAAAAGGCCUGUCAACUGUGAGGAGGGAUGCGGGCUUGAGAUGCCCAAAGAUGAACAACCCAACCAUAACUGCAUCAAACAUCUGCGGAGCGUUGUUCAACAGCAACAAACCAAGAUUUCAGAGCUGGAGAAAACGGUGGCAGAGCAUAAACACCAGUUAGGGGAACAGAAACGAGACAUUCAGCUGCUGAAAGCCUACAUGAGAGCCAUCCGCAGUGCUAACCCUAAUCUGCAGAACCUUGAGGAGAGCAUCGAGUACAAUGAGAUUUUAGAGUGGGUGAACUCCAUGCAGCCCGCCCGUGUGACGCGCUGGGGUGGCAUGAUCUCCACUCCUGAUGCUGUGCUCCAGGCGGUCAUCAAGCGCUCCCUCAUUGACAGCGGCUGUCCUCUGUCCGUUGUGAACGACCUGAUAGAGAACACCCACGAGCGCAACUGGCCACAGGGACUGGCGACCCUGGAGGUGCGGCAGAUGAACAGGCGUUACUAUGAGAACUACGUCGCCAAGCGUAUUCCAGGCAAGCAGGCAGUGGUGGUGAUGGCCUGCGAGAAUCAGCAUAUGGGGGAGGACAUGAUCCUGGAGCCCGGUCUGGUCAUGAUCUUUGCUCACGGCGUGGAGGAGAUCUUAUAACUGUACGGCGAGCUGAGCUGAUCCAGAGACACGUGGGAUUGAUUUUGCUUGGCGGGGCUCUGUUGUGACGAGUAAGUUUCCCCUCGUUAAGGUGAAACUGUCUGAAUACAUCUGGCUUAUUUAAAAGAAAAAAGAGCUCCUAAGCUUCAUACCUAUGCCUUAAAGUAAGGACAAAUAUGUUAUAAACCUGGCAAGAUAGAAACUUAAUCUGACUGAUAUCUAAGAUAGAAGGUAAGAUGUGAUGUUUACAAGGUUUAUAUUUAGUGCAUUAUAUGAUCUGAUUGUUCUUCUCCAUGUCCUAAUGUAAUAAGUUGAGCCCCCAAUGAAAUCAGUUGUAUAAAUGCUUGUAAAUACAAAUACUAUAUUGAAAUAUAAAUGUCAUUCUCUUAUUCCCUUUACUGUAAUUAGGUUGUGAUUUUUGUUAAUCUCUGUUCUGUUUAGUCAGCCUCUGUUACUGUUUGCUUGGACGUCGACUCUGAAAUUUUCUUGUUGCGCUUUUUUGUUUUUUUAAGUAUUUAGGUUCCUGUGAAUAUUUUCUAAGACGUUGUGCUUCUCAGUUUAGAUUGUCCAAAACCUUCUGUGCCAUUCAUUUUUAUUUAUUGUGUUGCCUUUUACACAGACGUGCUUGAAGGUGUUACCAUUUGAUGUACGGAAAUUUGCCUUUUUUGGUGCAUUUGAAGUUCACUGCAAGAAGAAGAAGAAUUGAUUUUGUGUUUUCAUUGUUGCCUCAGUUGUGUAUGUGUGUGUAAACAUAUAUAUAUAUAUAUAUAUAUAUGUAUAUAUAUAUGUAUAUAUAUAUAUGUGUAUAUAUAUGUUCUCUGUAUGUUGGGUCCAGUUAAAUUGAAGGUUGAACAUUUAGGGUUUUAUCUAUGUAUAAUGACUUUUACCUGACAAAUCGUAAUCAGGUGAUCCUGAAUCGUAGACACUGAUGUCAUCACUCUUCACAGUUAGCAUUCAUGCAUUUAUUCACUGAGAACCACAGCUUGGAGAUUGUAAAAAAACAAAAAAAAAACAUCUGUGAAGUCACUCUGAAGGUUUUUGAGAGAUUCACUAUUAGUCACUUAGACAAGACUCCAGACGUGCGGUAGAAAAGCUCAUUAAAGUGCAGUAAACAGA
This is a messenger RNA of Solea senegalensis (Senegalese sole), 2315 nucleotides long. It is a transcript of the gene rnf41, whose product is annotated as ring finger protein 41. The record is from RefSeq and is a predicted model, not a curated record. Gene Ontology annotation, cellular component: endoplasmic reticulum tubular network. The transcript has 7 exons. Lineage: Eukaryota; Metazoa; Chordata; Actinopteri; Pleuronectiformes; Soleidae. Gene Ontology annotation, biological process: protein ubiquitination. The coding region runs from base 243 to 1199 and encodes 318 amino acids. Gene Ontology annotation, molecular function: ubiquitin protein ligase activity.